Eutrema salsugineum is the source of this 1085-nucleotide messenger RNA. RefSeq names its product caffeoyl-CoA O-methyltransferase 1. The record is from RefSeq and is a predicted model, not a curated record. The transcript has 5 exons. Lineage: Eukaryota; Viridiplantae; Streptophyta; Magnoliopsida; Brassicales; Brassicaceae. Gene Ontology annotation, molecular function: S-adenosylmethionine-dependent methyltransferase activity; O-methyltransferase activity. The coding region runs from base 65 to 841 and encodes 258 amino acids.
CCAAAAACACAAUCGUCCAUUUUCAAGACCAAUAAUAAUACUCAAAAGAAAGAAAGAGAGAGAAAUGGCGACGACAACAACAGAGACAACGAAGACAUCUACUAAUGGAGGAGAAGAUAAGCAAUCUCAGAAUCUCCGACACCAAGAAGUCGGUCACAAGAGUCUCUUACAGAGCGACGAUCUCUACCAGUAUAUUCUGGAGACAAGUGUGUACCCAAGGGAACCAGAAUCAAUGAAGGAACUCAGGGAAGUGACAGCAAAACACCCUUGGAACAUAAUGACAACAUCAGCAGAUGAAGGGCAGUUUCUGAACAUGCUCAUCAAGCUCGUUAACGCCAAGAACACAAUGGAGAUCGGCGUUUACACUGGCUACUCUCUCCUCGCCACCGCUCUUGCUCUCCCCGAAGACGGCAAAAUUCUGGCUAUGGACGUUAACAGAGAGAAUUACGAAUUGGGUUUGCCGAUCAUCGAGAAAGCCGGCGUUGCUCACAAGAUCGAUUUCAGGGAAGGCCCUGCUCUUCCCGUUCUUGAUCAACUCGUUGCUGACGAGAAGAACCAUGGAACAUAUGACUUUAUAUUCGUUGACGCCGACAAGGACAACUACAUCAACUACCAUAAACGUCUGAUAGAUCUCGUGAAAGUUGGAGGAGUGAUCGGCUACGACAACACUCUGUGGAACGGUUCAGUCGUGGCAGCUCCUGAUGCACCGAUGAGGAAGUACGUUCGUUACUACAGAGACUUUGUUCUUGAGCUUAACAAAGCUCUCGCUGCUGACCCUCGGAUUGAGAUCUGCAUGCUCCCUGUUGGUGAUGGAAUCACCAUCUGCCGUCGGAUCAAUUGAUUACCCUUACUCUCAUGAGUUUGUCCGCACUGGAUUACUUUUCCUCUCCUCUCUCUCUCAAACGCAUUUUCACCAACCACACUAUAUGGACCCUUGUGUAUUUUGUUUAAGUAAUAUCUACAUUGUCCUUGUUCUUUUGCUUUCUUCUGAACAAAGAAAUAAUGUAUCCUUCCUCUUUUUUUUUGGGUGUUUCUCUAUGAGAAUCAGAUGGUAAAGAAAUAUCAAUCAUGAAGUUUUUCUGAAA